CGCAAUUUGACAAUUUGCAAUUUGCAAUAAAGCUAUUCGCUAAGCGUGUGUAUAUUGUGUGUAAUUUUAGAUCAAUAAAUUAUUUAAAUCCAUUUAUAUUUUGUAAGAGUACAUUAUAUAUCUGGGUACAUAGCGAUGAUUAUUGGUCAAGGAUAACAGCAUCGUCUCAAUUUUAUACCUCUACAUCUGAAUUCUGACUGUGAUUCUGACAGAAGUGUUUGGUUUCAAAAUGAGCAAAUUAAACCCUCUCGGUUUAAGUUAUGGGGAUUCAGAUGAUGACUCAGACAGCGGUGCAAUAGAACCUUUAACUAAGAAAGUGCAUCAGGAGAAGACGAGUACUAAGAGUUACGCGAUGCAUAAACCGCCAGCUAAUAUUCAUACACCGCCGAUACCGCAUUGCCAAUGGUCAGCAUGUUACGAUGAAAAAAGUGGUUUCACAUAUUAUUGGAACCAACACACCAAUGCCGUAACUUGGGAAGCACCACCUGAGUACUUACUAGCACUCAAACUGGCUCAGCAGCAAAUAAGCACAGGAAAAACAGCAGAAGUGACAGCUGCAGAAUGGAAGUUGUACCAACAGAGCCUUGUUGAGAAGCAACAACCACAAAAUAAUGCAAAUGUAAAACCACCACCUGUAAAAAAGCAAGUGAAAAAGAAUAAUAAUAUGUGCAUGGUGACAUGUAAAGAAAAAAAAAUUGUUAGAAAGAGGCCUUCAAGUGACAGUGACACUGACUAUAAAAUAGAACUGAUAACAUCAUAUCACAACUCUGAUUCAGAGUCUUAUGAUGAUGAUAUCCCAGCAAUACCACAAGCUACUUCAACAUCAGCACCAAAUGUGAGGCAACCACUGAAGAGGCAGAAAACAAAACCAAACACUGAAUUUGCACCAACAAAGCAAACAUAUUCUCAGCCGAUUGGUCCAACUCUACCAUCAAAAGUGAGUGGGCCUGCUCCUCCGAUUAUCCCAGGUGUACCAAAACUAGUGUACUCAAUGUCCAUUGGACCAGAACUACCGCCAAAACAAACUUAUUCAUCAGCAAUUGGACCUGAACUACCUCCAAGUGAACCUAAAUCACCGAUAAUUCCGCCAGUUCAAGAAAAUAUAACAAAAUCACCUGAAAGUUGUGCUAGCACUGAGCAAGGAAAAUCAACACCAAAACCUGUGGAUGAGAAUAGUGAUGAUGAAAAUUCGUUACUAGAAAAAUUAAAAGAUAAAGCAAAGUUAUUAGAAAAACUGGGUGGCGAAUUGCCGUCUGAAAUACAGAGAAUAAUCAAAGAGGAUUCUGAAAAAUGUUCACCAAAGUCUGAUACUAGAAAUUUAGAUGUCGACGAAUUGCUAGCAGAAAUAGAGAAGAAAGAAUUACCAAAAGUAGCUAAGGCAAAGAAAAUUGAUUUGGAAGUUAAAAUAGAUAGUGCAAGUAAUUCGCCUCGUUCAAUGACGCCGCCUAUAGAUGAUAAAAUAUUGAAUAAAAUAAAUGGUGCCACUCUAUUUCCUAGUGCUGUGAAUAUAAGUGAAACAGUAAUGAUUAGACCUAAGACUCCUCCAGUUGAGAAAGAAAAAAAACCAAACAUGUAUUUGCUCGAUACUAAAGAUGUAGUUGAAUCUCAUAGGAAGAAACUCAGAAUUUCAAACUCAGUUCUGCCAAAAAAGAUAGAGAAAGUAGCAACUCCAUCAUACACAACAAAGUAUAGUCAGUUUAUUGAAGGAUUCUCCAGUGAACGAACAGGUCUCGGCUUCAGUGGAGAUGAUAACUCUAACAGUGUUCCAAAAAAUUCCAUUAGUUAUGGGAAUGGUUUAGUGUUCACAAAAGGUGAGACACUCAAUGAAGAUAAGAAGGAUGAAGAUUUAGACAACUUGGUAGAUCUUGUUGAGGCGAAGUUGAAGUACUUGAAUGAAUUGCAACCAAGUGAACUCACACCAGUCCAGGAGAUGUUAAUACAAAUGCAGACACUGUUGAACGCGUUUCGUGUUGGCGCACUAACCGGCGAUUAUCUGCGUCGUUGGAGCGGCGCCGCACAACAGUCACUGAGCACGCACGAGGCCGCCGCUGCACCUCCCGGCUGGCUCUGCGUCUUCCAGAGGUCGGAGGGACGGUACUGCUACCGGCGCGAGGCGGAUGGGCUCGUGCAGUGGGAGUUUCCCGCCGUGCUCACUACCGACAUGGACAUCAGCACCACGCCUCCUCAUGCCAGCGUCGACGACAAGGAGGACAUCAUCAACACUAACCCUCCUCAGCCGUCCCCGCCGUCGAGAGCGGUCACCCCGCCGCCCCCCGCGUGGUCCGACCCCCCUCCCCCUGGCACCCGCGACCCCACGCCGCCGCCGCCCCCUGUCAUAGUCACGGAGAAGAAGAAAGAGAUUGGUGACGAACUAAUGUCGUUCUACAACGAUAUAGCAGCUCUUGAGAAAGAAACCGCGCCAAGCACUGCCGAGAACACCCCCGAGCGGGACAGAAGCGGAGAAAAGGAGAGAAUCAGAGAGAGUCAAAAAGAGAAAGCGAGAGAAAGUGAGAAGGAUAAGGUGAAAGAGAGCGAGAGAGAUAAAGAUAAGGGCACGAAGAAAAAGUCUAAGGUAAAGAUAACGAACUCCAUCGGUAUGAAGCACAGGACAGUGUCAUCGCUGGUCGCCAAGUGGCAGCAGGUGGCCGAGGAGGUCUGCUCUGACUGAUGCAGCCAACAAGCUGACCUGGAUUUAUACUAGGACAGCAAAAGUGACGUAACGAGCAGGUUAACACUUGGUGUUAACUGUCAUCAGCUACUCAUAACAGUGACAUUAUGACCUGACUCGUGAAGCGUCGCAAACGACCUAGGGCGUAGUGCUCGCCACCCUGAGAUUUAAAUAUUUUUAAAAAUUAUUUAUUACCUUACAUUAUAUUAUUAUAUACAACGAUUUCGAUAUGCUUUUAAUAUUAAGCAUAGAUAUCCCUCGCCCUCUUCAGAAAUACUGUUUAUAAUAUGGGUAUACUAUUAGGCCCCAUUCACACGAGAGCACUAAAAUAUAUUUGAUGGUGGUAGCAUACCUAGUCUAAUACAAAUGAUUUAAGUUUUCUUUAGUGUUAAUUCCGCCAAUAUUUGUUUUUAAAACAAUCUGGCACGAGACUCGCCAGAUUUUGGCGAGACAACACGUCCUGAGGAUGCCUCGUGUAGAGGCGAAACACGUGUCGAUUUCUUUUAAAAUCAAAUAUUGGCGGAAUUAACACUAAAGAAAACUUAAAUCAUUUGUAUAAUUAUGGAUUUCUGCAAAGUAACGCCUAAUUCAAUAAAUUUACCUAGUCUAAGCCCAAAGGCACGGUGGCGCUAUGGUCGGAAGUUGGGCCAAGACAGACGCGGUACAAAAAGCGGUAUCUCGAUAAAUUUUUGUUUCACUGGCAUUUUUUGAAAUUAUUUAAUCUGGGCUUAUUGCACUUACUUUUUACUCUUAAAGUUUGUUACAAAUAAACUUCUUGUGUCGUUAUAUAUGCCCCAGCACUUUGCCAAUUAAUCAUAAUAUGUCAACGCUUUUUUUAAAACGCGACGUUUUUUAUCGAACUUGUGUUUAAUAUUAAGGGUAGGAGACGGGUGGAAUGUAAGGACGGAGAAAAAGUCUUUUCGCACAUAGUAUGCUAACCACCUGUUUUGAUCUCUUCAGAAUUCUUUAGACAGUGUUAAUCGAACAAAGUAGCAUAUAAUAUGCUAAUAAUAAUAAUAUACAUAUAUUGUAAUAAAAUGCGAAGAAACCCCUCCACCAACCUAUUAUGUUGUGGCAUUUCUUGCUCUGGGUUUUAACGCUAUUCUUUAACUCUCGUGUGAAUGACGCUUUAGAGUGAUUGUUACUUGGAAUAUGUGCGCGAUCGUAUUAAUGAUCAGAAAAAUAAAAUAAGCCAGAGAUUUAUCAUAAAAAGUGUGCCUGUUUUAAUAAGUCGAAUUCUGUGAAUUGAGAAUGUGGAAAUUAUAGUGUGCAAUAACACUCAGAGGAGCCGUUCGGUUGAUUCCAGCGGCCGAAUUCCACCACCGGACUUAACGUCAAAAUGCAAAAUACUACUCGCAUCACGUUGACGUCUGGUAUUCCAAAACCGCGCGUUUUGCUAGAAAUUUCUUGCCUCGAACAGCCACUUUGUGGAAUGAAUUACCGGCUGCUGUUUUCACGAACAGAUGCCACUUAGGGACCUUCAAGAAUAGAGCACCUUAAAGGCCGGCAACACAUCUCUUGACACCUGUUGUUGUGAAUGUCCAUGGGCGGUUGCCUCAACACUACCCAUCCCGUGAGACUUGCCCGUUUGCCUCCUCAUAUAUAAAGUUUGUGGAUAUAGUAAUAUGCGACUAAGAAUCGGUUAAUUUUAUCAUUGGAUAAAAUACCACAUAAAACAGAAUAGAUCCAAUGAUAUAUUCUGUAAAUGUAUUCUGUUUUAUGUGGUACUAUUAAAAAACCAUAAGUCAAUAUAUAAAUAUAAACGGCCUUACAAAUAAAAUUGGCAUAAAGUUAUAACUAAGCAUAAACCAAGAAUAUGUAAAAUGUUUACAAAUAGAGAUUUUGCUUACGAAUGGUUUGUUCGGACGUAUAACGUUUCCCGCGUUUAUUUGCAAGGCAGCUUGUCAUUCGGAAAACUUCAGAAUUAUCAUUGUAUUGACAAUGUUGUCAAGGAUAUUGUAAACAUUUUGCAUUUUCUUUGUUUAUCAUCAGUUAUAACUUUAUACCAAGUUUAUUUGUAAGGCCGAAAAUGUAUACAACAAGAUUGUAUCUUAUUUAUGUUGAUGAAAUAAUUACUUAAGUGGUUUUUCUUUCCAAUGUGUGCCUUUUUUAUUUGUGAUAGUUAUUUAACAACUUUAUUAAGCUAAAUAUAAUUAAAUUAAGAAGAUAUGCCUAUCACAAAUAAAUCUUAUCGAAUUAGCAAAAUAAAUUUUAACUUAUUUUAAAUAUGUUAUGUUAACUCUUAAUCCGAAUAUAAAAAAUAUGAAAUCGGUUAAACUGGUUAUCUAAAUAUUGCGAGCAUUCUUGUGUGUUGCUUUCAGUCUCGUGCCAGAAUUUGGUGAGUCAACAUCUGAGGAUUCCUCGUCUAGAGGCGGAACACGUGUCGAAUUAUUUGAAAACGAAUUUUUGCGGAAUUUACAUUCAAGAAUGCUCACAACAUCUGGAUAAUUAUUUGGAUACUAAACUGGAUACAUGAAAUACGAGAAUUGCUUCACAAUUUAAUUAAUUGCAAUUUUCUCUCAAUCUCUAAUUUAUUUGAAUAAAAUUAUUUUGUGACUUUAAAUAAAUAAUAUAUUCGCCUUCCAAUGGGAAAUUAAUGACAAUAAACUGAACAAUUUGUUGUUUUAAAGUGAUAACCCUCACUUCCUUAGAUUUGCAAGAGCGACAUCUCAAGUCAAUUUCCUAAUAUGCAAUAAUUAUCAAAGAGGAUGUAAAUACAACGUAAUUAGGACUACGAAAUUUAGUUUAAUAUGAAACUUGUAGUGAUUUGACAUAAGAUUGAAAUAGUAAUUACAGUAUCGCAAUUGGCCAUGAAUUAUAAUCCCGCUAAGUUUGAAAGCGAAAAAUUGCUUAUAACGUAGUGUAUUUCGGCUAUUUCUAUUCUUUACAAGAUUAUAGCCGUCAUCUGCCAAUCUGUCAAUGACUGUACGUUUCAUACAAUCGAGUGAAUCGCUUUUUUUGUUAAAGAUUUUCGCUAGACUGCAAUUAUAGGGGUUGAGCAGGCUAUCAACUGUAAAGUAGAUCCUGUAGAUGGAGCCAUACGUCACUCGAACGGUAAGCUCAGUUGCAAGAGUGCUCGGACGGAACCCAAGAGGUCGCGGGUUCGAGUCCCGCAUCGUUCAUACAUUUGGGUUACAUAUUUAAUUUAAUUUUUUUAUUCGGUCUUCAGAAUAUUCUGGUUAACGUUUAGUUUGUAGAGGCGCUUACUUUACACAUGAAAAUACUGUGACAAUCGGUUUACAUAUGGAAACAGACUUGACUUGUUUCUUGCAUUUAAAUCUUGAAUGUGGAUAAUUAUGAUAAGGUCUUCAAAGUCGUAAUUCUGUGCACGAACAAAUUGUUCCAACAUUGUGUGAAAAUAUAAAUUAUUUGAUAUUUAAGUUGUAAUUAUUGUAAAUAGGAAGUAUUACUAUUGUAGAUUUGAAUAAAUUUGUAAAUAAAC
Leptidea sinapis is the source of this 6110-nucleotide messenger RNA. RefSeq lists its product as uncharacterized. Gene Ontology annotation, molecular function: protein binding. The record is from RefSeq and is a predicted model, not a curated record. Bases 230 to 2668 code for a protein of 812 amino acids. NCBI's taxonomy places the organism in Eukaryota, Metazoa, Arthropoda, Insecta, Lepidoptera, Pieridae. The transcript is spliced from 10 exons.